Vombatus ursinus (common wombat) is the source of this 2846-nucleotide messenger RNA. RefSeq names its product ankyrin repeat domain 53 (gene ANKRD53). Gene Ontology annotation, cellular component: spindle pole. Bases 489 to 2846 code for a protein of 785 amino acids. Gene Ontology annotation, molecular function: protein binding. The transcript is spliced from 6 exons. Lineage: Eukaryota; Metazoa; Chordata; Mammalia; Diprotodontia; Vombatidae. Gene Ontology annotation, biological process: regulation of mitotic spindle organization; mitotic metaphase chromosome alignment; positive regulation of microtubule polymerization. The record is from RefSeq and is a predicted model, not a curated record.
UACCGAUUCCUCCUUCCGCCUUCCUCCUCGCCUCCUCCUUCUCCCCUCCAUCUUCACCCCCCUCUUCCCGGCUCGAGGCGCAGCUGAAGGAAUCCGAGGGAGGCCUCGAGGCUCUUCCAGCUCGCGCUCAGAAGGUCAGGGAGUGGAGAGGGAGGCACGUCAUCAACUACCUGUCGUUCUACCUGACAUAAGCCGGUACACUACCAGACGGGACUGCCGGAGCCUCGGUGGAAACGACGAAUGGGUUCAGCCUAGCGCAGGACUCUUAAAGCCAAGCCUCCUACCCUUCCCAAAUAGAUCCCGUGGGCAGGAUGGACAGCCCCAGAGAUGGGUCCGAAGCCUUCCUAAACUGAUCCUCGGGGGCCUCGGAUACCGCGAGUGACUCCAGCCACGACAGCGUUGAAUGGGGUUUCGUUCCCUCACUAAGGCCCUCACAAUGGACUGAGAAAUCUCCGGCCAAUUUGGCGCUCCAUCGGCGACCCAGCUGGAUGUCCGUCUGCCCUCUGUGCUCUGGCCAAAGGCCAGAAUGGGUUCGCGUGGGUCAGGAGCCCCCGUCCUCGAUCCAGAUACAACCACCUGACUCCCCUUUGGGAAGCAAAGACGCAGAACCCUUCUUACCAACAAGGCACACCAUGGACCAGGACGACCCCCGGGGCCACCGACAAUCUUACAACCGCUACCGUGCCGGCGCGGGGAUCCCUUUCCUAAAGAGGGCGUUUGCGCAAAACCAGGAACUGCUGGCAGCCUCCGCGGGCAACCUGGAGUGGCUGCAUCACAGCCUGAAGCACCGAAAGGGCAUCCGCUCUGACUGCAGGGGCUUCACAGCCCUCCACCUGGCAGCUGAACGUGGCCACCUGGACUGCGUGAUAGCGCUGGUGGAUCGAUACAAGUUCCCGCUGUCGAUGACCACGACCAAGGGCUGGACUCCCCUUCACCUGGCCAUUAACAAGGAAAAACCAGCCGUGUCCCUUAAGUGUAUUCAGUUCCUUCUCGAGAAGGGAGCUCCAGUCAAUGUCCAGAAUCAAAAUGGCGUUACCCCUCUGCACCUGGCAGCCUGGGAGGGCAUGCUGGACUGCAUAAAGGUCCUGGUGAAAGCUGGGGCUGAUGUACAUGCCCUCGACAGACAGAACCGGAAAAGCAUUGACUUAUGCAGGGCGUGGAACCACCGAGAAUGUGCCCGGUUCUUGAAGGAUGCUAUGUGGAAACAGGACAAGAAAGACUUGGCUGAAGAGAUGGGCCAACUGAGCCAGCUUAAAAAGCGAUUGCUGGUCAUGCAGAAUAAAUACCUCCUUGAAAAGAAGGUAGCAAGAGGCAGGAAGAUGGCAGGAAAGGACCGUCAAAUACUCAGCUGGCGAGCUUCUUUGGGAAGGGGACCUGUGGAAGGGCUGGAGGAGGGAGGUCUCAGAGGACCCAGCUCGCUGAAUUCCUUUGCCUUCAGACCUGGGGCUCUGAGUUUCUAUCCUUCCUUGGUCAUGCAAACCCAACUUCAGCCCUUGACAUUUUGGAAAGAGAAGGAGGCCCAGAACCAAGUCGCCUUCACCCAAUGGCUCCAAACUAAGCCUCUGCCCAGAUUGGCCAAGAUUAAGAUCCUGGAGCCCGCCGGGGUUACCAAGGAAUCCGCCCCGGUUACGAAGAAAUCCGCCCAGGUUACGGAACAAUCAGCCUCGGUUACUAAGAAAUCUGUCCCGGUUUCGAAGGAGCCUCCUCGGGUUACGAAGGAGGCCGCCCACAUGAAGAAGUACCCCCAGGUCACAAAGCCGCAGCCCCCGCGGAGGCCUCACCCGCCGUGCAAGCGGCCCCCCGUUUUGAUUCUCCCGGCCCGCCAAAGAUUACGCCCCUUGAAGAGAACCCAGCCCUCGAACACCGGCGGCCCCUUAACCGUCCUUCCCUCUUUAAGCCCUCGCAUUCCGAAUCACCAGUCCCGGCCCAGCUCCGGGCCCGCCUCCAGCCCCCGGUCCCCUCGUUCCAGCUCCCAUUCCUCUCAUGGCCCCUCGCCCCCUCUGACUGCCCGCUCACGGGGCUCCACCCUGCUCAAGUGGGCUGACGGAGUGUCCAGCGCCACGAUCUUCCGCCGGUCCCCCAGCCUCCCGCUAAGCCUCCAAUACUCCCCGAGGUCUCACCACCGCCACUCUUAUACGCUUCUACACACGCCCACACCACAGCGGACACUCUCCGAGUCUCAGCUACGGAACGGUCAGAAGCGCAGGGCUUCUACGUCCCCGGCCCCCAGCCCGCCGAUGCGGCCGCUGGCUCUCCUGCACGUCCACUCGGCGGACACCCCCCUAACCCCUCCCCCGGCCCGGCCGUCCUCGUCCUUCCGCUGGACUGCCACAUGGAACUCGAGCACCAAGGCCGAGGCACGACCGGUCACCCAGAUCGCCUUCCCGCAGGUCGUGCGCCUGGGUGUGCACCCGGACACGACCCCGGAGCCCGACUUGUGCAACUUCCUUAAGUUCUACCCCAACGGCGAGGGCGGGGCGCAUAUCCAAACUGCCGACGGCCAGUGGAUCUUCCCAGUGCCCCGCCUGCCCUUCAAGGUCCUGCUCCGAGAGCUGUGCCCGAGCCGGCGUGCCCAGCGCCUUAGGGUGCCGGAGGGGCUGAGGCGCAUCACAGUCCAGGAUCUGCCCCGGAGGCGCUACCCCGGGGAUCAGCGCUUCUGGACAGAUUCCAUGGCCAUGAGCCUCCGGGACACCUUCGACCCAGCCUUCAUCUCCUUGGUGCGAAAGCACCAGGGGCUUCCUCCCCUCUCCCCCACCUCCUCGCCCUCCUCCUCCCUCACCUCUUCAGUUGCUCUCAGACAGUGUUGGGCCUUCCUCUUCUAUUCCUUUAAUAACCCCCCCUUAUAA